Messenger RNA from Brienomyrus brachyistius, 2576 nucleotides. RefSeq names its product PDZ and LIM domain protein 4-like. NCBI's taxonomy places the organism in Eukaryota, Metazoa, Chordata, Actinopteri, Osteoglossiformes, Mormyridae. The record is from RefSeq and is a predicted model, not a curated record. Gene Ontology annotation, cellular component: stress fiber; adherens junction; filamentous actin. The transcript has 7 exons. The coding region runs from base 116 to 1075 and encodes 319 amino acids. Gene Ontology annotation, biological process: actin cytoskeleton organization; muscle structure development; heart development. Gene Ontology annotation, molecular function: muscle alpha-actinin binding; actin binding.
GUGAGAGAGAAAAUCCUCUGACGCACCGACGCAGUAGGGCUAUAUUAAGUUUGCAUUGUGGAUUGGAUAUUAUUUUAGUUUUUAAUUCAUUUUUUAGAAAAUCACAAACAACGCGAUGUCCAAAACUGUAAUUCUAAACGGACCCUCUCCUUGGGGCUUUAGACUUGUCGGUGGAAGGGAUUUCAGUACACCUUUAACAAUAUCUAAGAUAACAUCGGGAAGUAAGGCUGAGCAGGCCAAGCUGAAGCUCGGCGAUGUCAUCCUGGCCAUCAAUGGAGAAAGCACAGAGAGUAUCAGCCACAUGGAAGCACAGAGUCGCAUCAAGGGCAGUUCUGACCACCUCACACUGGACAUCAGCAGGUCAAAAGAAACAAGCGACUCUCCGUUAGUGAUUGAGGAUGACAGAACAAAGCCAUGCAAUGUUAAUGUGGAGUCUGAGUCUAAGGAUUUCAGGCCUAUUGGAAGUGGGUGCCAUGGAAAAGUGGCCCAGAACGGCCCAGAUGUGACUCUCUGCAGCAGAAACUCCAGGUUGCCCCCCCAGUGCAAUAGUCCUGCUGGGCUGUACUCACACAGAAGCAUUGGCUUACCGAAGCAAAUGGCCGACCUGAGCCUCAGCUCUCAGAGCGAUGGCACGUUCACUGGCGAGUCAGACGUCUUUAAAAUGCUGCGGGAGCCCGAAGAGCCGCCGAUGGCGCCAAAGCAGUCUGGCACAUUUCUCUACCUGCAGGGAAUGCUCGAAGCGGAAGGAGGAGGUCGUUUGCCAGGAGAGCGGCUGGCUGGGGGUAAGAGGUCCUCCGCCAAGUCCCCGCUACCCCACCUUGGCCCCAACCCCAGUGUGCAGCUACUGCCUCAGUGUACCCGCUGUGCAAAGAAUAUCAUCGGCGUGAUUGUAAAAGCCAGAGACAAGCUGUACCACCCCGAGUGCUUCCUGUGUGACGACUGCGGAAUGAAAUUGAAGGGGAAGGGCUACUUUAUCAUCGAGGAGAGUUUGUACUGUGAGACCCACGCCAAGGCCCGUGUCCAGCCCCCCGAGGGGUACGACGUCGUCGCGGUCUACCCCAACGCCAAAGUGUAGCUGGUUUGAGUCGGUGUUCGUUCAAAUAUGUGCCUUAGUUUUCAAUUUCCUACAUGGUAUGUACAAAAAACAUUAAGAUUGUGACAAGAAUGGGAGGAUUUAACAGAAGAUGAAGUUUCACAUUUCAUAAUCUCACCUGCGUUAUCGCUGCCAUGGUUUUUGAUUGGUUACACGUGUAACAGGUAGUUUCCAUGAAGUAAGGGUAUGGGGGUCUUAGUAAUACUUUGGUCUUCUUCUUUCUUUCAUUGUUUUAUGAUAUAUUAGUUUAAAUGUUUAAAUUAAUUACAUUGUUGCUCUUCAUUUAAACAUUGCAAUGGGAAGAUCUUGGUCGCUGCUUUGCAGGAAAAGCUUGUUCUGUCACCAUUACUUUCUUUGUUGCAUUAAAUUCAUGAAAUGAGUCCUCAGUUGUAUCACUUUAGAAACUGAAACGUAGGUAUUAACAGAAUGCAUGUACUGCAUGCUGCCAUUUAGCAGCAACACAGCAGGCCUCAUAUAGGAAAUGAGGUAUGUUGUGUUUAUUAGUUAUUUUGCUCCAGCUGCUGCUGUAUGAAACAGUAAUUGUCCAGUAAUUUCUUACACUGUUGCCUCUUCUGGUUUUUAAAUUGUUGUGUAAAUGACUCCGCUUUCUGCAGUAGCUACUGCUAAAGUACUUUUGGGAAAAUGUCGCCCUGCGGACUGCAACUGAAAUUCAUUUAUAUUUUAUGCAAUUACUCCAAAGGUCAAAAAUGAAAUAAAUUUGACUUUUGCCCAAAACUCUCAAAAACAAGAGAACGAAUGUUUCUGUUUAUGUCCUUACAGAUUCCGACUAUUAAUCUGCCAAACAGCUUUCAGAUAUUUCAAUCUGGCAGCUGUUCUUGUAAAGGAACAAUAAAAAUGUUGUAUAUUUUUGUCCAGAUCGGACUGUGUGGUAUUAGAUUAGAGAAAGAUUCCUUUACUCAACAUAAACAUGUGCUAAGGCAAUAUUUCGGUGUGGUGCAAUUUCAGUUUUGUAACCAGGCAUAAAUCAUUUCAGUCCUCCGUGCUGCUGACAUGUAAAUUAAACCUGGUUUUUGCUUUGCUGACAAGCUGCCAGGAGCCUCAGUCCCACAAGCAGGUGCGGUAGCAGAGGUGGUGGAAAGGCUCCCCAAUAGACACCUUCAAAGGCUAACCUGCUUAGCACGCUACUGAUGACACACAUGGCUCAUCACCGGAGAGCCCAGCCCAGAACACCAGCAUCGAGAUCUGAGAGAAGGCUGAGCAGACCGCGUGCAGGUGAUCCUUGGGACACUGCCUUGCAUCAAAGGUUGUUCUGUUACCUUUACUUUUCCAUGUUUCAUUACCAUAACUGAAACAUGGGUAUUAACAAUAUGCAUGUACUGCGCGCUACCAAUUAGCAGCACCGCGGCAGACAAUGUUGUGUUUCCUCUUAGUUACUUUCCUCUACCUGCUGUUACAUGAAACUGCAAUAGUCCUGUAAUUUCAUGUACUAUUGCUCGCCGUUUUUCUAAUUGUUGUGCAGACG